Rattus rattus (black rat) is the source of this 1378-nucleotide messenger RNA. It is a transcript of the gene Ccdc190, whose product is annotated as coiled-coil domain containing 190. The record is from RefSeq and is a predicted model, not a curated record. The coding region runs from base 388 to 1254 and encodes 288 amino acids. Lineage: Eukaryota; Metazoa; Chordata; Mammalia; Rodentia; Muridae. The transcript has 4 exons.
ACACAGUCUCAGAGCACAGCAGGCCUCUCUGGGGAGGGCUGAAAGUUGGCAAGCUUCCUUUAUUCUCAAAACACCUUAGAGAUGUGGCCUCUUCCAGAGGGAUUGGUACCCAUGGAGUACCAAGGAGGCGGCAUUCCUAACCAGGGGACCCAGGAGGAAAGGGCAGAGCUUUCCAGUGUAAUCAGCCUUCUCCUAGCAUCCCCCUCCAAAAGCCCUCCUCCCCCGCUUUACACAGGCUCACAAGUUUAAUGAAGGAAACAAGUUCAGCAAAGCAGACUUUGCCUGCUGUAGCCAAGAAACAGGUUUUUCCUGGUGAGAGGCUGGGUUUGCAGGUUGUCUGUGGUACCCGGAAGACCCUUCCUUUACUGUCUCCAACCUGCGAGGAAGAUGGAGAGAAACAUGGUGAGGGGACCUCUGUAUAAGCAGUUCGACUUAGAGAGAAAGGGUGCCAGGCAAGCCGAAGCCAGACUCAGCCUUAGACUGCAAAGGCUCGAGGUCAUCUGCCUCUAUCACGUGAAGUCGCUCGCCAGGGAGCAGAGGCAGCUUCAGAGAGAACUGCAGCGCCUGCAGCAAGAUAUCAUCAAGAAAAGUUUCUCUUCUUAUGUGGGGCGUGAAAUUCAGAAGAGAUCGGAAGAUGUCACCACAUUCUCGCCACAAACAGGACGGAGGCACACAGUCCUGGAGCCUAAAAUUAGAGUACUGAAAACCAAUAUUACCCAAGAAGUUAGAAAUAAGAUUCGGGUGCCCUCUUCACAUGACCCUGCCCUCAAAGAUGCCCCGAGAAGCCAAGAGCGCCUUCCAUCUCAAGACGAGAGAACCAGACGCUGCAAGGAAGGGAACUCACAAGCCCGGAAGGGAGAGGCUGCAAAUCCACUCAAGGACACGGAGCUCAGCAAGGACGUCUCUGUCCCAUGUCAUGACCAAGAGGUUUCCACCGACAAGGCAGAAGCCAGCUGCAUGUCCAGCUCAGACAGCGAGAGAGGAUCAGCAUCGGCUGAUGAGAUCAGAUCCGAAAAUGCCAAUCGAAAGCCACAGGGCGAUGCUGGGGUACAAAAUCCCCCCAGCUCCGUGGACUAUGCAGGAAGCGUCAAAGAAGAGCGCGCAAAACCAACCUUCCUAGAGCUGUUCGAAAAGGCCAAAGAGGCCCACUACCUCCGCCACAGGGUGCCGCCCGAGUCUGAGAGAUUACUUAGCAUCGGGGAGAUAUUUGGCCACAGAGACUACUCACUACCCAGAGCAGGGGGAAAACUGUAAGAAUGGUGCCAAGUUCCUUCCUCUCUGGCUGUGUAAUGUCGCCUGGCCAGAAGAUAAUCUGUAAUCACUAUGGAAAUGUGACCCUUCAAAUAGCUGUCAUAGCGAUAAUAAACAGAAAUGCAUG